GAAGGAUUUCAUUCAGGGGUGGCACUCCAACAUGGCUAUCUCUGCCUUUUUACGCAAUCUCUGGGCAAUAAGAAAGUGGAUCUUUAUAUUGCUGGCGUUCUUGUUACCAUGUCAACUUAUUAUUACAAGAACAAAUAUUUGCAUGGUAGAUGAUAAAUGCUGUUUUAACACAUUGAUGUCACGAUGUGCUUACGUCAUCAUUGUCAUGGCAAUCCUAUGGGUAACAGAAGCGCUUCCAAUCGCCGCCACUGCCUUUGUGCCUAUAUUCCUUCUCCCCAUGCUGGGUGUACAAAAUGGAAGAGAUGUCUCCAAAAAUUAUGUCAAUGAUACGAGUAUUUUAUUCCUGGGUGGACUAUUUAUAGCAGCAGCCAUGGAGGAUGUUAACCUUCACAGACGUAUUGCUGUAGGGGUCAUGCGAGUUCUAGGCUCAAGAGUCAACACGUUGAUGCUGGGUCUGAUGCUCCCUACCUGGUUCCUGUCUAUGUGGAUCAGCAACACGGCGGCCACCUCCAUGAUGUUACCAAUACUGAUGGCCAUCACGGAGCAGAUGGAAAAACUGGAAAAGAUACAGCAAGUUGACCCUGAGGACACUGCCGACAAGAACGGAGUCGUCAUGGUGGAUAAUGUUAUUCUGGAGAUAGAAGAGAAAUCUGAAGUCGGAGAGCCAAAUGACGAUUUGAAGUGGAUGUCUAAAGGUUUCGCUCUUUGUGUGGCUUACGGGGCAAACAUUGGAGGGAUAGCGACCCUGACUGGGACGCCGCCCAACUUAGUGCUUCAGGGUCAGGCAGACAUUUUUUAUGCUAAGUAUGGUGAGGCAGGCUCCGGAAUAACCUAUGUAAACUGGAUGGGACUAGCCCUGCCUAUGUCUGUAAUGUUACUAAUCCUGGCCUGGCUAUAUCUGCAAAUUGUAUUCCUCCGUGGAAAGUGCUUUGAAAGAACAGAUAAGAUUAGGAAGAAAGCCAUACAAACAGCGGUACUGAAAGAAUGGAAAGACCUCGGCAAAAUGAAAUUCGCAGAGAUUGAGGUCUUUAUCCUCUUUUGUGUGCUGGCGUUGCUUUGGGUAUUUAGGAGUUUACCGGAUGUAGGAGGAUGGGGAGACCUAUUUAUGGAUGUCAGUACCGGGAAAACAUCGACAGCACGUGAUUCUACAGCGGCCAUCUUUGUAGCAUGUCUUCUGUUCAUUCUUCCAAGAGAAAAACCAAACGUUUUCUGUCUUUUCAAAAAGUCUGAAAAAAAUCAAAAACCUGGAUAUAGACCUAUCCUGACGUGGAGUGCAGCUCAAAGUAAAGUGUCUUGGGGUGUGAUCUUCCUCCUGGGUGGAGGGUUCGCUCUGGCCAACGCAGCCUCGAUAUCUGGUCUAACGUCUUAUAUUGGAUGUGAACUGAAAGUGUUUGAGAACUUGGAUCCCUGGAUUAUGAACUUGUUGGUGUGUCUGUUAGUGUCGGCUGUUACAGAAAUCACCAGCAACACUGCCAUAGCAUCUCUUAUUAUGCCAAUUAUAUUUGAGCUGGCGAUCUCUGUUGGACUUCAUCCCCUUUAUUUGAUGAUAUCCGCAACCAUCGCAUGUUCAUUUGCCUUCUGUCUUCCAGUAGCCACGCCCCCAAACGCCAUCGUUUUUUCCUCUGGAUUCAUCAAAAUACCCGAAAUGUUUCUGACUGGUAUAUUUAUGAACAUUAUCGCCAUUUUGACUCUUACUCUUGCAAUCAACACCUGGGGAUCAGCAAUAUACGACUUAAAUACCAUGCCAGCUAUCUUUGCAGCUAAAAUUGCCAACAGUUCUGGCGGAAAUCUUUCUGCAGCAUCGCUACCAUUCAGUACAACAGUCAUGUAUACAACCAGUGUAGACUCCCUGACAACUACGUAGAAGUGUAUUCAGAUCCACACGUAUAUGUUUCUCAGAAUUUGACAUUGCGCCAUCUCGUUUUAUUUUUAAGAAUAUUUAUUCAAUGUUAAAAUUUAUACAGCUCAUUACUGCUAAUAUACCCAAGGAACUCUGUAAUCUUGUAGGAUAUUUUUUAAAAGAUUUUGAAAAGAAAUUACUAACAAUUCAUAAAUCUGCCUCUACGUCUAAUAUUAAAUUUGUUACAUUUGUAAAAUAAUUUUGUGUAAUUAUUGUUGUAUAUCCUCUGUCAUGCAUCAUCAUUAUCAUCAUUUGUUGUUGUUGUUGUUGUUCUCUAUCACUUUAAAAUCUAUGUACAACCGUU
Messenger RNA from Saccostrea cuccullata (small rock oyster), 2204 nucleotides. Its product is annotated as solute carrier family 13 member 2-like. Lineage: Eukaryota; Metazoa; Mollusca; Bivalvia; Ostreida; Ostreidae. The record is from RefSeq and is a predicted model, not a curated record. Gene Ontology annotation, cellular component: membrane. Gene Ontology annotation, molecular function: transmembrane transporter activity. Bases 32 to 1864 code for a protein of 610 amino acids. The transcript is spliced from 14 exons. Gene Ontology annotation, biological process: transmembrane transport.